AUGGACGAGUUCCUCGACGAGCUCAAGAAGCGCGAGACGCUCCGGAGCUUCGGCGCGGACGUCGACGGCCCCGCGCCGCCGCGCGCGGCGCCGCCGGCGUACGAGGGGCGCACGGAGGGCACGGGCUACCAGGGCACGACGAACCUCUGCGUCAACAACCUCGCGGCGACGGUGACGGAGGAGAAGCUCAUGCAGGUCUUCGGCGCGUUCGGGGACAUUUUUUCCGUCAAGGUCAUGUGGCCGCGGUCCGAGGACGAGCGGCGCCGGGGCCGCAACCGGGGCUUCGUGUCCUUCCGCACGCGCGAGGACGCCGACGAGGCGCUCAACGCCCUCGACGAGACGUCCAUCGAGGGCGUGCGCAUCGCCCGGACGCGCUGGGACGCGCCGCCGGACUCGGCGCUCGAGGCGGCCCUCGAGUCGACGGGCGACGACGCGACGGACGCCGCGGUGUUCCAGGCGUCCGCGAAGAUUAUAGUAGUGGCGCCGCCCGACGAGCGGACGCGGCGCCUCGUCGACGCGACGGCGCUCUUCACGGCCGCCGACGGCCGCGCCUUCGAGGAGUUCGUGCGCGUGCAGGAGGGCGCCAACCCCGAGUUCGCGUUCCUGUCGCUCGCGGAUUCCGACGACGGCCGCUACUACCGGUGG
Aureococcus anophagefferens is the source of this 645-nucleotide messenger RNA. RefSeq lists its product as hypothetical. Gene Ontology annotation, cellular component: nucleus. The annotation marks the transcript as partial. Gene Ontology annotation, biological process: RNA processing. The transcript is spliced from 2 exons. Gene Ontology annotation, molecular function: RNA binding. NCBI's taxonomy places the organism in Eukaryota, Pelagophyceae, Pelagomonadales, Pelagomonadaceae. The record is from RefSeq and is a predicted model, not a curated record.